AUGGAGGUGAACAAUCAGCAGUUCGUUCAGUGGAUGCCGCUUGGCAACCAGCUGGGUCCCCAACCGACAACAUUCCUGGUGGCUGUGUAUACGGUCUUUGGUGGCAUUUCCGUCGUGGAUGGCCGGCUCGAGUUUGGCAUGUUUGUCACCAAUAUCGGGGUAUUCAAUACUGCUGGCACAGCUGGUGCAGAGCUCUGCCACGUCUUGCUGUCGAUGCAGAAAGUUGCACCAUCCCUGGACCGCAUGGUCCGCUUCUUGAACUUGCCCACGGACCUGCUACAUCGUCGAGAUUUGGAGCGUCAUCGUCGCUUAGCGACUGCGGAGUUCAUCAAGGAGAAGACCGAAGGAGAUCCCGAUGUGGAUCCAGGAUUUGCGGUGGACAAGCUGAGCUUGGCCAUCAGCAACCUUCAGUUCUCAUAUCCGGGCAACCAGCCUGUAUCUUUUGAUGGAAGGUUGGAGUUCCCACAGGGUCGCCUUCUGGCCAUUGUGGGUGCGCGCCACUCCGGCAAGUCGACGCUGCUGAGGAUUCUUGCGGGGCGAAACCUGCCCCAGCUGCUGAAACCUGGGGCCCUCUUUUUCGUUCCCGCGCACCUUCAAGUUCUGUAUGUUCCACACACAGUCCUUUUCUUUCACGGUAGCCUGUAUGCCAACCUGGUGUACGGCAGCAGGCAUGCUGAGGAUGCUUCCAUGCAGCGGGUCCUGAACAUCUGCGAAAGCCUCCAUCUGGGACCGAAGAUCUUGGAGGAGAUCAAGUCACAGGCAGAGAUCAAGGAGCGCGACUGGAGUAACAAGCUCUCCGCCACUCAGUGCCAGGCACUGUCGUUGGCCCGAGCCUUCAUUGCAAACGCAGAGCUCAUGUGCCUGGAAAAGCCCACGGAGCAGGUCGGGGCGUCACAUGGCCAGCAGUCCAUGGCAUCAUGGCAUCAUGGCAUCUCAUGGCAUCUCAUGGCAUCAGUCUCGUGGCAGUUCCAUGACGAAGACGUCAAGCGGAUCUGCAAGCUCUUUGGCUGCUUACUUUUCACUGAAGCUAGCGGCUACCCACAGCUAGGCUUGAGCCAAUGUUGUCAGCGCCUGGCGGCCAUGUGA
Symbiodinium natans is the source of this 1086-nucleotide messenger RNA. NCBI's taxonomy places the organism in Eukaryota, Dinophyceae, Suessiales, Symbiodiniaceae. The record is from the annotation of a GenBank genome assembly.